Ilyonectria robusta is the source of this 405-nucleotide messenger RNA. RefSeq lists its product as uncharacterized. The coding region runs from base 1 to 405 and encodes 134 amino acids. NCBI's taxonomy places the organism in Eukaryota, Fungi, Ascomycota, Sordariomycetes, Hypocreales, Nectriaceae. The record is from RefSeq and is a predicted model, not a curated record. The transcript has a single exon.
AUGACGCGCCUCAUCAUCCUCUCCCUGGCCAUAAAUCUCCUUUUUACGGCCGUUCAAGCCGCCAACCCCGUCUUUGGCGCCUAUGCGACCCCCUCGUGCGAAGAAUGCCUCGACCAGACCUACGAGAGCUGUCCGGGCGACUACCGAAAACUGCCAUAUGCCGAGUGUAUGUGUAAGGGCGACGGGGGCACCAACUUCGUCUCGUGCGUGCCUCAGUGCGACGCCAGCCUGAACGAGCCUAACAACGCCGCCGGCGCGUGGUAUGGCUACUGCGUCGUGUUCUUCAAGGAAAUGUGCCCCCCGGCGGAGUACUACCUCAGCGACGAUUACUUCAACGAACAAUGCUCCUCUGAGGCAAUCGCCUCUGGGGGGUCGGAUGCCAGUACCGCCUCUGAAACCGUGUAA